Messenger RNA from Cheilinus undulatus (humphead wrasse), 1554 nucleotides. Its product is annotated as caspase-6-like. Bases 78 to 953 code for a protein of 291 amino acids. Gene Ontology annotation, biological process: apoptotic process; proteolysis. The record is from RefSeq and is a predicted model, not a curated record. Lineage: Eukaryota; Metazoa; Chordata; Actinopteri; Labriformes; Labridae. Gene Ontology annotation, cellular component: cytoplasm. The transcript is spliced from 8 exons.
CAGUGUGAGGUUUGUGAUAUAAUACAUCAUUGACUAGAACCACAGAGGAGGGAAGACUUCCUGCAACUGUGUCUAGAAUGGCUGACGGCAAAAGUGGAGGAAGUGUUGCUACAGACAGCAUACCAGUGACCAACAGGGAUGCAGGCAUGGAGAACCUUACAGAGACUGUUGUUGUGACCAGCAGCAGCUCUCAGGAUCCUAGAGAGGAGUACAAGAUGGACCACAAGAGACGAGGCCUUGCACUCAUCUUUAAUCAGGAGCACUUUGAUAGUGUGACUUUAAAAAGCAGGGCAGGAACCCAGGCUGACGGGAGAAACUUGGAGAAAAGCCUGCGUGAUCUAAACUUUGAUGUGGAGAUUUACGAUGACUGCACAAAGUCAGAUGUUGAAGAGAAAAUCAGAGAAGCUGCAAAUGCCGACCAUUCAGAUGCAGACUGCUUUGUUCUCGUCUUCCUGAGCCAUGGAGAAGAUGACUACAUUCAUGCUAGUGAUGACAAGAUCAGCGUUAAAGACAUCACAUCCCCAUUCAAAGGAGACAAAUGCAAGAGCCUCAUAGGGAAACCAAAAAUCUUCAUACUACAGGCGUGCCGUGGAGGCAUCGCUGAUGAUCCAGUGACUCCCUGUGGUGGAGAAAGUGACUCAGAGAUUGAGGCAAAUGAGAGCGCCAUAUACACCCUCCCUGCUGGAGCUGAUUUCAUCAUGUGUUACUCUGUGGCUGAAGGCUACUAUUCCUUCAGGAAUAUUGCAAUGGGCUCCUGGUACAUCCAGGAUCUGUGUGAGAUGCUUCAAAAGCAUGGCACCUCCCUUGAAUUCACAGAUUUACUCACACUGGUCAACAGGAUGGUGUCAAAGAGAAGUGCUAACUGUGACAACGAAGAUCUCAAAGGGAAGAAGCAGAUACCUUGCUUUGCCUCAAUGCUCACCAAGCAACUGACCUUUAAACCAAAAAAGUAACACUUUCACACCUUAAAGUUCUAAUGGCUCUUGCUAGCUUUCAUUAUUUCUUGAAUUUUACAUAGUGCAGCCUUAUCUACUUAAACAGUCUGAUCAAAUUGUUGUAGCUUUGUUUCUGGUCAGUUGCACUUGUAUUUUCUAUAUUAAUGCUAAACAUUUGCUAUAUCUAUUUUCCUGUAUUGAUAUUUUUUAUUGCUGGAUUAUUUGUUAAUAUUUUUGAAUGCCAUUUCUGUGCUUUUCUCUGAAUGUGUAAACCAUGCCAAUGUUGACACUUACUAUAUUUCCUUCUGCUUUUACUUUGGAUGAGAGUCUGUUAAACUGUGCUCUGAGAUUUCUCCAUAUUCUUUGAAUGUUUGAUGAUUUUAUGUGCUCUAAAUAGUGGGAUAUUCUUUGGGACUUUGUGUGAGGAAAAUCUUUACUUUAGACAGGCCCAGUGUUGCUAACCUGUUAUUUAUUGUAAAACGCUCCUCCAGCUGUGUUUUUUUUCAUUUGCGCCACUUUGUUUUCUAACCUUUUGUUGCCCUGUUCCUAUUUGUUUUAGAUCUGUUGCUACCUUCAAAUUCAAAAUGAGUUAUCAUUUUAUAAAAAUCUCCCAGUUUCA